Molecule: messenger RNA, 1110 nt
Organism: Neltuma alba
Lineage: Eukaryota; Viridiplantae; Streptophyta; Magnoliopsida; Fabales; Fabaceae
Product: phosphoglycerate mutase-like protein AT74
Exons: 2
Coding region: 148-993 (281 amino acids)
Molecular function (GO): catalytic activity
Source: RefSeq, a predicted model, not a curated record
UUCCGUUUCAGAACCUGCCUGCGAACUCUGAAAUUCUACAAAAUCAAUUUCAUUUGGGCAGAAGCCAAACCGCGUACUUUGCUCAUCUUCCAUUUUGAUCCAUUCGUAUUCAGAACAGCAACAAAGCGUGAAGGAGAAACAGAGGAUAUGCAUCCGCACCAGAAGACAGUUCUUCCCAAGAGAAUAAUACUGGUUCGUCAUGGUGAAUCUCAAGGAAACCUCGACACUGCAGCCUACACCACCACCCCUGACCAUGAGAUUCAGUUAACCCAACAAGGCAUUGCGCAGGCCCGCCUCGCCGGAGAUAAAUUACGGCAGAUCGUUUCUGGCGGCGACUCUUCUCCUGAUUGGCGGCUCUACUUUUACGUGUCCCCCUACCACCGUACUCGGUCGACCCUUCGUGAGAUUGGUCGAUCUUUCUCCAAGAAAAGGGUACUUGGCGUCAGAGAAGAGUGCCGAAUCAGGGAGCAGGACUUUGGGAAUUUUCAGGUCCAAGAGAGGAUGAAAGUCAUCAAGGAGACGCGCGAACGUUUCGGCAGGUUCUACUAUCGCUUUCCGGAGGGAGAGUCCGCCGCCGAUGUGUUCGAUCGCGUUUCAAAUUUCCUGGAAUCACUGUGGAGGGACAUAGACAUGAACAGACUUCACCUGGAUACCAAGCAGGAUCUGAAUCUGGUAAUUGUGUCACACGGACUGACAUCACGGGUAUUCUUGAUGAAGUGGUUCAAGUGGACAGUGCAACAAUUCGAGCAUUUAAACAAUCCGGGGAACUGUGAAAUCCGGGUAAUGCAGCUGGGGAGUGGAGGGGACUACAGCUUAGCAGUGCAUCACAGUGACGAAGAACUGUUGGAAUGGGGGCUUUCACCUGAGAUGAUAGCUGAUCAGAAGUGGAGGGCCAAUGCAGACAGGGGCGCCUGGAAUGAUCACUGCCCCUGGUACUUGGAUGAAUUCUUUGAUCGUCUUCCUGACCACUCUGACGAUGACACUGCUGCUUAACGAGAUGAAACCACCACUACAUAGUUUGCCCUCCUUCUGCCUUUACGAAUUCUUUGAGCUUCUUUAAUACUAGGUAUACUAGUGAAACUGCAAAGUGCAAACAAAUCUAUUCUUUAA